AUGGUGCUCUCGCUACCUGUCCCAAGCUUCUCCAGAUUCACCACGGCCUCCCCCGCGCUCCGGUCCAGCAACAGCAGCAGCAAUAGCAACAACCAAUCCACGACCCUUACUGAAGCCCUCCGAAACAACCCGUUCGGGAAUACCUCUCGAUCGCGUGCCAUCACAGCCUUGACGUCGAACACCCAGGCCGAGAACGCGAAACAGGAGCAGGAAGAGCUCAACAAUGCGCUGGAGACCCUAGCCCGGAUCUUCCCAGACGUGAAGAUCGAGGUCUUCCGCGAACUGCUCGUGCGGUUUGACGGGCAGAGCAGGCUACAGGUGUGCGUGGAGCAGCUGCUCCGGCAUAAGAAUGAAUGGGUGGCUGGGCGGUGGAACGUCCCGACAGGGACCGGAGGCGAAGCGGGUGAUGGUGAUGUUUCGCGAGAGCAUGAUGAGCAUGUGGUGCCGCCCGAGGAACGAUUCCGGAGCGACGAGUACAAGGCUUCUGUGAAGGGUGUGCUGGCGAAGGAGUUCAGCGGGCUGAGCAGGAGUACGGUGGAGGCGGUGCUGGCCGAGGCGAACUUUUGCUACAUGCGGGCGCGGCCGACGCUGAAGGAGCUGUCGAGGCGGACGUGGCGGGCGACGCUCAAUAAUAUUUUGCCUUCGUUCAAACGCAAGAAGGACAAGGACGAGCAUCCUCUGGUGGUAUGGCAGCGGCGUGCGGAUGGGGAACUGGUGCCUAGGCUGAAGGAGACGGGAUGCGUCGAGCUGGAUAGGGAGUUAUAUGAGGCUCUGCUUGCGCCUUUGCUGCGUGUGAGGCGAGAGGAACAGGAGGACAAAGACUUCAAGCUGGCCGAGGAGCUCAAUGAGCGCGAAGCACAGGCUGUUGAGGCGCUGUAUGAGUGCGAGUGCUGUCUGGCCGAUGUGACUUUUGAACAAAUCUCCACUUGCUCGGUCGACUCCCACAUCAUUUGUUACAGUUGCAUACAGAGGACUAUCCACGAGGCUCUAUUUGGGCAAGGAUGGGGGAAGUCGGUGGACGUGGAGAGAUCGACUUUGAAGUGUAUCGCGCCGAUUGCCCACGGUAGCUGCGAGGGAAGCUUGGAUCCUGAGACCGUCAAGCGAGCUAUAAUCAUGGAGAAGGCUGGUCUCGAGACCUACUGCAAAUUCGAGACUCGGCUGGCUUCAGAGUCUCUGAUGAAGUCGCAGUUGAAACUUGUCCGCUGUCCGUUCUGCUCUUACGCCGAGGUUGAUCCUGUUUACCACCCUUCUUCCAUGGGGAUUGCUUGGCACUUUCGCCGUGAUGGGCUCUUGUCUACGAUCUUGAUGACUGUCAUACUUCUCGAUAUGGUACCUUUGCUCGCCAUUCCGCUGAUAGUUCUAUAUGUACUGGAUCCUAUGGCUGUGCCGACUAUCCUCAAGAAUUCGCUUCUCAAUCUGUGCCUCAAGGUCCGACCGAAGAGAUUCACAUGUGCCAAUCCUCUUUGCCGUCGCGUCAGUUGCAUCACCUGCCAGAAACCGUGGCGUGAUCCUCACAUCUGUCAUGAGCCCCUGUUGCUCGACCUUCGGGCCACUGUUGAGGCCGCGCGCACAGCUGCGGUGAAGCGCACAUGUCCUCGGUGCGGCUUAUCCUUUGUCAAGUCGUCAGGCUGCAACAAAUUGACCUGCGUCUGCGGGUAUUCCAUGUGUUAUCUCUGCCGCAAAGCGCUGGGGUCGUCUCUUCCGGCAGCGGGACAAGGUCGAGUUCCUCGCCUUGUAGCUGGCAUCUUCAACCAGGAGAACAUUGCACCGGCUGGGCAAGAUCCUAACGACAAUGACCGAAAUGGCCCUGAUGGAGAAGAUGCGGAGGAGGGCUACAAGCAUUUCUGCGAGCACUUCCGCAUCAAUCCGGGAUCAAGAUGUACGGAAUGCAACAAAUGCGAUCUGUACCAGGCGGAAGACGAGGAGGCUGUAGCACGCCGAGCAGGCGAGCGAGCGGAACGUGAGUGGCGCGUGCGGCAGGGCGCCUCGGCCGCUGGGGUUGCGGUUGGGGCUCUCCAAGUCAACAACGAUUUCUCUGCAGACACCUACCGGAAAUCCUGGGGGCUCCCGUUGCAUCAGGGCAAGGGCUGGGGAUACUGGGUCAACGAAGUGUGGCAUGACGGGCAGUGGAAGCUGGAAGGACAGGCUUUGGUGGACUGGGUGGUGGAGCAAGUGGUCGUUAUUGAUGAGAUAUGA
Molecule: messenger RNA, 2196 nt
Organism: Aspergillus viridinutans
Lineage: Eukaryota; Fungi; Ascomycota; Eurotiomycetes; Eurotiales; Aspergillaceae
Product: E3 ubiquitin-protein ligase
Exons: 1
Coding region: 1-2196 (731 amino acids)
Source: RefSeq, a predicted model, not a curated record